AUGAACUGGGGGUUUCUCCAGGGAGUCCUGAGCGGCGUGAACAAGUACUCUACUGCACUGGGCCGCAUCUGGCUGUCCGUGGUCUUCAUCUUCCGAGUGCUGGUGUACGUGGUGGCGGCAGAGGAGGUGUGGGAUGAUGAACAAAAGGACUUUAUCUGUAACACUCAGCAGCCUGGCUGCCCCAACGUCUGCUAUGAUGAGUUCUUCCCCGUGUCCCAUGUGCGCCUCUGGGCCCUGCAGCUCAUCCUGGUCACCUGCCCUUCCCUGCUUGUGGUCAUGCAUGUGGCCUACCGAGAAGAGCGGGAACGGAAACACCGUCGCAAACACGGGCCCAAUGCCCCGGCCCUGUAUAGCAACCUAAGCAAGAAGAGGGGAGGCCUGUGGUGGACAUACCUGCUGAGCCUCAUCUUCAAAGCUGCUGUGGACUCGGGUUUUCUCUAUAUCUUCCACUGCAUCUACAAGGACUAUGACAUGCCUCGAGUGGUAGCUUGCUCUGUGGACCCCUGUCCCCACACUGUGAACUGUUACAUCUCCCGACCCACGGAGAAGAAGGUCUUCACCUACUUCAUGGUGGUCACGGCAGCCAUCUGUAUUCUACUCAACCUCAGUGAGGUCGCCUACCUGGUAGGGAAGAGAUGCAUGGAGGUCUUCCGUCCCCGCCGGAAAACUUCUCGGAGGCACCAUCUACCAGAUACAUGCCCGCCAUAUGUGAUCUCCCAAGGAGGUCACCCCCAAGAUGAAAACGCUGUCCUAACAAAGGUUGGGAUGACCACGGUGGAGGCAGGUGUGUAUCCAUGA
Messenger RNA from Onychomys torridus (southern grasshopper mouse), 798 nucleotides. RefSeq names its product gap junction protein beta 4 (gene Gjb4). The transcript has a single exon. The coding region runs from base 1 to 798 and encodes 265 amino acids. Gene Ontology annotation, molecular function: gap junction channel activity. The record is from RefSeq and is a predicted model, not a curated record. Gene Ontology annotation, biological process: cell communication. Gene Ontology annotation, cellular component: connexin complex. Lineage: Eukaryota; Metazoa; Chordata; Mammalia; Rodentia; Cricetidae.